GUCUAUCUCUAGCAGUAUAACAUGACGGACUUUGGCAGUUGAUAUAACUUAUAAACCACCAAUCCCAUCCGCUGCCAGGUCUGCCACGUCUACUGCAACUACAGCAGGUCCUGAUAUAUCCGAACGUAGCAAACCUAAUAAUUUCAAAGACGCGCAUCCAUCCACCACGGCCCGCAAAAAUGUCCUCCGCCACACCCAACAACAAACAAGCCUUCCUCCUAGACCUCCCUACCGCCCUCUCCCUCGCCGCCGCCCUCUCCCUCCUCCCCCUCGCCUCCCUCCUAACCCUCCUCCUCAUCCCCUCCAGACGGCCUAAGACAGACCGCCUCCUCUUCUUCUGGCACGCCUACGACGCUCUCACCCAUCUCAUAAUCGAAGGUUCCUUCCUAUACAACUGCUUCUUCAUCUCUACGGAAAUCCCCGCCGUCACGGCCCAACAUAUCCCGGGCCCACACUUCCUUGACCAGCCGCAUCGCCUGUAUGGAGCCGCGUAUGGCACGGGCGCCACCGCGCGUCUGUGGCAGGAGUAUGGGAAAGCAGAUAGCCGCUGGCUAGGCGCUGAUCUGGGUGUGGUUGCGCUGGAGUUGCUUACCGUGCUGCUGGGCGGGCCGGCGGCGGUGUAUGUUUGCUAUACGCUCUAUAAGUCCUCCUCUGCUUCGUUGUCGUCGUCGGCGGUGGCGGCGGAUGCGGAUGCGACAGUUCAAGCAGCAAAAUACCGGUUCAGGAUGUGGUUUGUGGCGAUUGGCCUGGCUGUUGCGGAGUUGUAUGGUGGAUUUAUGACCUUUGCACCCGAAUGGCUUUCCGGGAGCCAUGCGCUGGACACCAGCGAUCCGAUGUACCUGUGGCUUUAUCUUGUGUUUUUCAACAUUCUGUGGGUGUUUUUACCGAUUUGGGUUUUGAAGCAAGGGUGGGGAGAGGUUAAAGAGCAGUUUGUUCGUGCGGCGUUGGCUGGGAAGAAAGGAGCUUCCAAGAAAGAUUUAUAAAGGACGGGGGAGAGAUGUUUUCUCUGAUACCCGGCGUGUUUUGUUGGCGCGUUCAUAGCCUAGCAGUUUUGAAAAUAGGUGGCAUGGAGCGGCCAAGUUGUGAUAUGGGGUAGGUAGGGGGAGAGAAUUUCUAGUUCUUCCAAAGAUGCGAGUGUUCUGGCUUUGUUUUUGGGGGCCGUUGGUGUGCGUGUACUAUCUUUGUGUCGGGUACGAAAACAAAAUUUAAGCUUAAAACGAUAACGGAUGCAAGCCAAGGUUCCAUGCCAUUGUUACCGUUGUUGUGUUGGCAUACUAUUUGUUGUUUAUGCUACUAUAUCCAUAUUCGCCGCUGAUCACUACCCCCUACUAUGUUUUAAGGUCAUAGGUUAGGUAGAAUCCAAACACACUCUUGUCUGUUCCUUUCCCCUCCCUUGGUCUGGAUCCGUGUUGAAACCUGAGGCUGUCUCCGGACUGGACUGGGUGGGAUAUUAGAAUCUCCUCUGGCUCUAUCCGUACCUCGCC
Molecule: messenger RNA, 1484 nt
Organism: Blastomyces dermatitidis ER-3
Lineage: Eukaryota; Fungi; Ascomycota; Eurotiomycetes; Onygenales; Ajellomycetaceae
Product: EBDP3 protein
Exons: 1
Coding region: 180-983 (267 amino acids)
Biological process (GO): sterol metabolic process
Cellular component (GO): membrane; endoplasmic reticulum
Molecular function (GO): cholestenol delta-isomerase activity
Source: RefSeq, a predicted model, not a curated record